Molecule: messenger RNA, 2549 nt
Organism: Larimichthys crocea (large yellow croaker)
Lineage: Eukaryota; Metazoa; Chordata; Actinopteri; Sciaenidae
Gene: prrg4
Product: proline rich Gla (G-carboxyglutamic acid) 4 (transmembrane)
Exons: 6
Coding region: 516-1163 (215 amino acids)
Cellular component (GO): plasma membrane; extracellular region
Molecular function (GO): calcium ion binding
Source: RefSeq, a predicted model, not a curated record
ACAGUACUCAGGUGAACGUGGUCGAUUGGUUGAGUCUGCGCAGGUAGUUUCGGAAGAGCUGACAACGUAGUGUUGGGAGUAAACAAAAGCUUGUGGGGUUUUUUUUUUUAACACACCGCGGCUGUCUUGGGUUGUUCAGGAAGCUACCACAGCUUAUAUUUUAUUGUAAUUUACCUGUAAAUAAUGAGCCGCGUUAAACUUUUUCAAAGUACGUUGCUCGACACAGCUGUUGUUUGGGAUUUUCGCUGAACGUUUCCUGAUUCAUCUUAUCACCGUCGAAACUCCCGAUACCACUCCUGAUAGGUUUGUCGGUGUUGAACUCUGCCCGUCAUCAUUAUGUGCCACUUUUCACCAUAGGUAAUGUAGAAUACAGGUGUUUGUUGGUGGUUGGUUAAAGAAAAGUGUACAUAUAGUGGUUUGAACGAGCUGGGUUGCGUUGUUAAAUGGUACUCUGCCCUCUCGAGACCGUCAAUUAAUGCCCCACCCGUUAUACGCGCGCAGGUGCACGCGUUACCAUGUUGUUUCAUCUGUUCAUACUCCUUCAACUCCUACCAUGUGGAGAUCUGGCCUGUAUGAGGAGGUUACAGUCGACACAGAAAGGAGAACAAGACCAAGAAGUGUUUGUAGAUGAGGGGGACGCAAAUUCGUUCCUGGGUCGUCACCUGCUGUUCAACCGGUUUGACUUUGAGAUUUUCGUUCCUGGAAAUCUGGAAAGGGAGUGUUAUGAAGAAAGAUGCAGUUACGAAGAGGCAAGGGAGGUCUUUGAGAACAUCCCUGCUACAGAUGAGUUUUGGAAGAAAUACACAGCAGAUAAAGACAAGGGCAGUCGGGUUGAUGUGACAUCUCUUUUGGUGGGACUGAUUGCUGGUGGAGUGGCCCUCGUUAUCGUUUGCCUACUGGUCUGGUAUUUCUGUCAAGGCAAUUGCAAGAGCGGCCGCACAAACUCCAUACGGCGACCAAGGAGGAGUAAUGCUUCUGUAGUGAUACGACGGCUAGAGGAGGUGUCCUUACAGCCUGUGCUCCCACCUGGUUCUCCACCCCCUAUGGAUGAUAUUGACCCCCCAGGGCUGCCUUCCUAUGAGCAGGCAAUUGCUAAAAGUGGACAGCAUGAUGCCCCACCUCCUCCCUAUCCUGGCUCACGGCAUGGAAGUAUUCGGCGAUAGUAUCUUCAGGACAGCACAUCAGCACGUCUGUCAACAUUGAGCAGACAAUUUACAGCUAAUGUUUACACUGUGCUGCUCUGCUUUACAUUUUAUAACAGUUUUCAUCAUAAUAAGAUUUAAACAGUGCCUUAUGCCUCCUGGUCAUCACUCUGAUUAUUCUUUCUGGUCCAUUGUUGUACCUCUUUCCUUAACAGUAUAAUCUUGUCUUAACCUGCUGGUGCCAAAAUGUAUUUUUGCGGUAACCUCUCUUAACUAUUUUUACAGAUGUGAUUAUGCUUUGUAAUAUAAACCCAAACCUGUGGUGAAGCUUUAUAAUACAUUGUUCCAGUGUGCUGCUUUUUGUGUAAAUGAAAAUGAAGAAUCAAUAAGUGUUGGACAUGAGAGCUUUAAGCUGCUGCCCGUAAAAGGAGCAGCUGCUUUGGACACAGCACGCAUAGAAGAGCUGAGAACAAGAUGUUGUUUAAUUACAUGAUAAGUAUUAAUUGCAGUCAGAGAUAGACAGACUGUUUAUGUGGUUAUAGGCGUCCUGGCUCUUUCAGAAGGUAAAUAAUAACAGCAAAAUUGAUUUUAAUGGCAUGAUGGUUAAUAUUGUUAAUGUAUUAAAGUAAAUGUUUUUAAGGAUAAUUUAAGUGUUUUGAUGCUCAUCUUACUUUAUUAAGACUUACUUUGUAUUUUCAGCUGUGUAUCUUCAUCUUUUACCCUUUUUAUUUUAAUUUUCUAAAUGUGCAGAUUUUCUUUCUGAGAAAGCUUUUUUAAUAUGUGAGUGUCUACACUGUGGUUCAUUAUUAAUUGUACUAUAAACAGAUGGAGACGAAAGCUCUUUAAAGGCAGUUUCACAUCAUUUUACACAGAAGGACUUAGAAUAUAAUUUAUAAUUACACAAUAAGGUUAUAGUUGUGGUGAAUAAGAGGGCUAAAAAAUGUCAGGGGCUGUGAUGGAUGCUGCAUAGUUUGAAUAAGUUUGAACCAUUAUACAAACCCGUUGAAUGCUGGUGUCUCAGAAGAGAUAAAAUGCAUUAUGCUUCUGUAAAUUACCAAAGUUUCCUCAUGACAGUAUGGGCAUUUGUUGAGGGAUAGUUUUGUUGAAGAGAGCGAGAGAGAGAGAGUAGAUCUGAAGCAUGACUACUUGAAAUGAAAUUCAUUCAUGCAUGUUUUAAAUAAAAUGGAUAUUUUAAUUAUUUUUGUGUCUGCUGCGUGUGCGUGAUGGAUUUGUAUUUACUGUAUUUAUUCGCACUCGAGAUUCAGUGUGAAUACGAUCAUUUUUGGUCAGUGACAUUAGAUUAAAAUGAUGUAUUGUUUUACUGUGAAAUAAACUAAUGCAAUAUCCAAAGUGUAAAAAUGACCAAUCAUCAUCUUGUGUCACUGUCAAUCAGAUUUGAACACUCUG